This is a messenger RNA of Aphidius gifuensis, 1102 nucleotides long. RefSeq names its product mRNA turnover protein 4 homolog (gene RpLP0-like). Gene Ontology annotation, molecular function: RNA binding. The record is from RefSeq and is a predicted model, not a curated record. The transcript is spliced from 3 exons. The annotation marks the transcript as partial. NCBI's taxonomy places the organism in Eukaryota, Metazoa, Arthropoda, Insecta, Hymenoptera, Braconidae. Gene Ontology annotation, biological process: ribosomal large subunit assembly; nuclear-transcribed mRNA catabolic process; rRNA processing. Gene Ontology annotation, cellular component: preribosome, large subunit precursor; nucleolus.
UUGACAAAAACAAGUAAAAAAGGAAAAGCAUUAAAAACUCAUAUUAUUGAUGAUGUUAAAUCAUGUGUUGAAAAAUAUGAACGUAUAUUUUUAUUUUCUGUUCGUAAUAUGCGUAAUAAUAAAUUGAAAGAUUUACGUGAUGAUUGGGCUGAUAGUAGAUUUUUUUUUGGUAAAAAUAAAGUUGUUGCAUUGGGUUUUGGUACAAAGCCAGAAACUGAAAUUGCUGAUGGUAUUCAUAAAUUGUCAAAUGCAUUAAAAGGACAAUGUGGUUUAUUAUUUACAAAUAAAUCAAAGAAAAAAAUAUUAGGAUGGAUGGAACAGUAUGGUGAAGAAGAUUAUGCUAGAUCUGGUUUUGUUAUUAAUGAAACAAUUGAGUUACCAGCUGGACCAUUGAGUGAAUUUUCACAUGCUAUUGAACCACAUCUUCGUUCAUUGGGUAUGCCAACAGCUCUUGUCAAAGGUGUUGUUACACUUACACAAGAUUUUACUGUUUGUAAAAAAGGACAAACAUUGACACCAGAACAAGCAAGAAUAUUGAAAUUAUUUGGUAAACAAUUGGCAACAUUUCAAUUAAUACCACUUGGUUAUUAUUCAAAAAAAAAAGGAUACAUUCAACUUGCUGCUGAUGAUGAUAAUAAUCAAGAUGAAAAUGAAGUUGAAAAAAUGGAAGCUGAAGAUGAAAAUGAAACGUAAAUAAUUGUAUUAAUAAUUAUAAUAAAAAAAAAAAUAAAAAAAAUAAACUUUGUAUAUAUUUUACAAGCAAAAAUUUAUAAUUAUUUAUUUAUAUUUUUUUCUUUUCUUUGUUUUUAAAACUUAAAAACAAAAGAAAAUAUCUUUUUUUUUUUUUUAUGACAUUUAUUAUUUUUGAUAAAUUUUUUUACAACACAUACAUUAAAAUUGCAUUUUUUUUUAAUUUUUUUUUUUUUUCUUCAAAUUAAUUAUUGAGUAAUAAAUUAAUAUGAUUUAUGUUUACAUUGUGUUUAUAAUUUGCUUUAUAAUUUUCAUGACGUAUGGUCGUUACUUUGAUAAGUCAUCAACAAAUAUGAGUAAUAAAUUAAUGAAUAAUAAUUUACAAAUGACAAAACGUCAACGUAGUGCGACG